AUUGUAAAUUAUAAAAUCGUUUUCUUUUUGGCAUAUAAAACAUGUCUUUUGUAAAUAAAUUCCAGAAAAUAUCAAAAAGAAAUUCUUUUAAGUAUGGAUUACCAUUUCUUAUAUGUAUUGUGGGUGGAUCAUUCGGUCUUAAAGAGUUUACACAAUUAAGGUACCAAUAUUCAAGAAAACAACCCGUGAGUCCUGAAGAAAUGAAAAAAUUCGGUGUAUCAAUGAAAGCACCUAAGGAAGUAACAAUCGAAACCGAAUAUGAAAAAAUAAAAUCGCUUGACAUUGAUCAUUGGGAAAAUAAGCGCGGUCCAAGACCAUGGGAAGAAUAAUCGAAUUGCGGGUUUAGUACUUCUGAUAGCGAGUUAUAUAACUACAUAGAUAAGGUUUAUUGUGAUAAAUUAGUAAUAAAAACAAUAAAAAAGUACCUGCUAGUUAUUA
Messenger RNA from Eupeodes corollae, 438 nucleotides. RefSeq names its product cytochrome c oxidase assembly protein COX16 homolog, mitochondrial (gene l(3)neo43). The transcript is spliced from 2 exons. The coding region runs from base 42 to 329 and encodes 95 amino acids. Gene Ontology annotation, cellular component: mitochondrial inner membrane. NCBI's taxonomy places the organism in Eukaryota, Metazoa, Arthropoda, Insecta, Diptera, Syrphidae. The record is from RefSeq and is a predicted model, not a curated record. Gene Ontology annotation, biological process: mitochondrial respiratory chain complex IV assembly.